Molecule: messenger RNA, 5780 nt
Organism: Symsagittifera roscoffensis
Lineage: Eukaryota; Metazoa; Xenacoelomorpha; Acoela; Convolutidae
Exons: 11
Coding region: 1382-5485 (1367 amino acids)
Biological process (GO): neuromuscular junction development; positive regulation of protein tyrosine kinase activity
Molecular function (GO): protein kinase binding
Source: RefSeq, a predicted model, not a curated record
UGUCGUGCCUCGGAAUGUUUAUAAGUGUGGUAUUGUAGUCGCGAUUGCAAAUCUUGUGCACAUGUAAGCUAAGCAACGCAUGUGCGCACGAGCGAAACGAAAAUAAGUCUAAUCACUACAGGCCGGGAAAAUCAACACACUGCUAGUGAAAUUUACACACAAGGCAAAAUCCACAAAACAGAAUUCGCUAUUUGUUAGAAAAGGCAAAGAGCCGCUCUACUUUUAUACUUAACAAUAACAAACUUUAACUCAGAAUUCUCAGUAUUUUCUCCGCCAAAUGCUUAGAAGCUCUCUAUUUUAUUCUAUCGCGAAAAGUUUACAACUAAAAUAUUAAAUUUGUGCUUUGUCUGUAGACGACAAAAAUAAAUUCAAGCAUUUUAGACGUUGGCCGCAUUCUAAUACGUGUCUCAUAUUUGUUUUAUGCUUUGCGCUGAUUUAAAUUGAGCUGAUUUAAAGAUUUUUUGAGCAUUUUAAAUUUUUGAAACAAAAUACGCAUCUAUCAUUAUUUACAUGCGUAAGUUCAGUACAUGCGCGCGUCUCUCUGUUCUAAAAAUUUGUUUAAAUUAAAAAGUUGUUUAGAUAAAUUCUCAAAAAAUUACUGAUUCUUGAUUUAAUAUUCUACUCGAGUUACGAUAUGAUCUUAUCUGUGGUAGUUCUACAUGAUUAUGCCAUUAUGCAUCAUUACGCCAUCGAUUUGUUGAAGCAUUACUUGGUGCGUGUUUGAUUCAGGUCCCUGGAUUUUAUUUAGUGCAAUUAUCAAUCUUACCAUUAUACCCAUUGAUCUUUCCAAUUAGUCAGCACAGCUGUGCAAUUAAAGUCAUUGCAUGGACCAGCAGCGAUUUGAGCAUGGUGCGAAGUUGAGUGGCAAAAUAUAUCAUAAAAUUUGGUUCAUGCUUUUGAAAUGACAGUAUCUCUACUUAUGAGCUUGGGUGAUGUUUGCUCGCCGUCUCAGAUAUAGCUCCUGCCUGACUCAAUUUUAGCACCCAAACUUCACCAUCGACUUAUGAUCGGCUCAUACACAAUAUUAAACGUGCUUGAAUAUCCAUCAUUUAAACCGAUUAGUAAAAGUGAGCAUUUAAACAAACCAGCUCCUAAUUGUACCAUGUCCAUGUUCGAAGCAUCGAUAGUAGCACAUAAAUAUCGAUAUCACGAAGAAACUUGCAAAUGAAAACCUCAAACUCAACUACGAAUUUUGCAGCAGUCUUAUUUCGAUAUUUUGAAUAUUCUCUCGAAAUCCAGGGGUAGAGACGAAAUUACUUCUCAGAAAUUAUUGCAGCCAAUCAUCUGCAGCUGGCGUUUGUGGUCUGUCUCUCUGUUGGCCUGAAUUGACCUUUGACCUUUUAAGAAUUGUGACCUUUUGAGGUGCAGAUUGUGCGUCCCUAUGUUGCUGACCAUGUCCGACGACCGGGUAGUUCUCAAAGAGGGCGCUGUCAAGUUCAAGGAGGGCAAAAAAUGGAAGAACAGAUGGGCAGUACUCUCCAGACAGUCUCCUGUGGCAGACAAGUGUACGAUGGACUUCAAGAAACAGCCGAAGCACGAGAAGAAAGGAGAGCCAAUCACAACGGAGACAGUGAAAAAGAGUUUCCUAUUGGAGAACUACGUUGGCAUCCUUACUGGCCAGGAGAUAGAUGGGAUCCAAUAUACUCUGGUGAUAGUUCUGAUGAAACACCUUAUCACUCUUGGGUUCACUACCAAAUACACCAUGAGGGACUGGGAGUUGAAGAUCAGACAAGUGUUCGGAGAAGAAGAACAAUUCAUUGUCAAGAUCCCCAACAAACCCUUCUUGAUGAAGAUGAAACCCUCGGAAAGAAAGAUGGGCUGUGGAAUUACUGCCAACCUAUGUCUAACGGCCACUCAAUUCGCCCUUACAACUAUGAAACCCCCGAUUAAGAAACUUGGCGUGUGGAAUCUUUCCGAAGUAUAUGCAUAUGGUGCAGUAGAUGGGGGUUUUGGGUUCGAGUGCUACCAAAAGGGGCGCAAGACUUUCUUCCGGCUUGAAACAUCAGACGGAACUGCGAUUCAAAACGCGUUCGACGUACAAACAGGCGCUGAUACUGAGUUCACGAGAAGCCGAUUUGCACCAGCGCACAUGCAGUUCAACUCUAACGGCGGAGAUAGCAGCAGUUUUACAGUGCAGCCAGAACAACACCCCGCAGUGUCCAACAUGUUCCCGAUGGGAGGCCUGGGGGGACUAGGACGGCCCUCGAACCCUAACUUCUACUCUGGCUCUAUAUCCACGGCACCUUCGCUCGUGGCCCAGCACAGACCCACCCCUUCAAUAGGAGUGGGUGGGACUAUGAAUGGUCCUAAACCCUUCCAGCCGCCCUUCAACUUCAAGCAGUCGACCCCACCCCGAGGUGGCUAUCAGGGGGACAUAAUGGCCACACCUGCGGGUUGGUCACCCAACAUCACGACCUCGUCCAAUUGUGGUCAGAACAUCCCCCCGUCCAGUGGCGGAGGGGUGGGCAGAAAAGCCCAUAAGGAGAUGUAUGCGCCCAAGCCAUCAUGCUCCGAUGAUCAUUCUCCCCCAAUGAGGAGAGAUGACGACGAUGAAGAGGAAGGGGGAAGGGAGAUGUCUUCACGUGAUCACCGGAACGGAUCACUCUCCUAUUCGCAUUCUCCAUCUUCUUCGUAUAUAAAUCAGCAAAUUCAAUCCCCAGAAAGUAUGCUGGACCAUCACUCGUCCCUAUUGCAACCAGCCGCCAGUUACACCCUACAGCAACGACAACAUCAGCACCGCCUCCAAAACGACAUUCAACAAGACACAUACAAACACUCCGCCACAAUGACACCCCCUAGGCGACCCUCAAUGGGCGCUGGAAACGGGGGAGGAGACUACGCAGAUCUCCAAUUCCCCAAUCCUCCUCCGCCCAUUUCAAAGCGACAGCACGGAGGCAGUCGCGGCCUGAACAAGUCGGGAUCUCCGGCACCGGAGGUACCAGUACGACACACUCCUAGGAUUUCAGUGUCGCCUACUAAAAGUCAAAUUACAGAGUGUAUUCGCACGCGACUGGCCGCUUCGUGGCAAAAGUGUGAUUGUGGAACGUACCUUAACCGCAGUUGUCCCAACCUGGCACGAGAAUCAUGCAAGCAGCGCAAGUGCAUAAAGCGAGUCAACGCCAAGAGGAUGCCAGUUCAGGUAGGCACAGGAGGAGACGGCAGCCGACUGGACUCAAUAGAUGCGUUGUCGAUGCGUGCCGAGGGUACUCUAGCUAGUCGCGGCGCGCACUUCUCGGCUUACAAGAGGUGGGGAAGUGACCAGCACGUGCAGUAUCUGGACACAUAUGAGAGCCAGUUUGAAGAAGCUCUGGAGUUGUGUGGAUGUGAUAUCGACCAGGCAUUCAGUCAGCAAGAUCCAGCCGACGGUCAAGUGUUCAAUCUUCACCUCCUAACAGAACUUCGCAAGUCCAUCCGAGAACGAAACUCGGUUGCAUCGGGAUCCAACAUGCCCCUUCACUCGAAGACUAGCAGAAACAACUCGGGAACUAUAACUGCAGACUCAAGUACUACUCCCUCUACUAGCAAACAUAGCACUCCGCUUCAUGUCAGCAAAAAGACGUCAAACCCAAAUUACUACCGACCUCAAGAACCGAACAUAGCAGGGGAACUGGAUGAAAUGAUUUCACUUCACGGAGAAGCUUUCAGAAAUGGACCUGUUUAUGUUAAUAUUCAUUGGGCAAAUACUCAUCACCCCGAAACGACCCCUCAGCACACCCAAUUUUCAUCGUCCGCAAGCGAGCCCCGACUCUCCGACUGCUCGUCGCCGAACGAAGUGAAUCCGAAUCACCCGAUGAAUCACCUUCGGUCAUCGGGUCAGCCAUCGUCGAUUCCGAGACGAUCGAAGACUAGUAACGCAAGUAGCAGUAAUAACAGCAAUCAGUUCGAGACACACUCCCAACCUAAUACCCUGCACAGCAGUCGGGCACAGCAUGGCUCAGUUGAAAACAACAACAACAAUUCAGACCAUCACUACUCGCAAAUAGACAAAAUCAGACAGAGUUUAAUAUCAGAAGAAAUCAGACCCUCAAUGAACAGCAGUGAAGCCGACAGUCUCCAUAACGAGUUCAACGCCAACAGUGGUUCGAGAAGAAACGCACACAACCGCCAGCGAACCCCACAACACAGCUCCACGGGUGCCUCCCCCUCCCCCACCUCGACCCAGACUAAGGUGGUACAAAACGGAAACUACCAAAAACUGAUUUCAAAUUCGACCACAGCCGACGCCAAGUUAUCCCGGGCUAAUGUAGACUUACUUCCGGCGCCCAGUUUUACCCCGAGCACUACUGUUAACAAUAGUGGUAGUUACCAAAGAAGAAAGAAAACAACGUCUAACAGUGAUAAUGUUCUUCCGUCAACCGACUCUUCUUUACCAUACAAAGGUGCCAGCUAUGGCUCACGGGAUGUUUCGCCAGACCCUGAUCAACUUUCAUUGGACGGAUCACGCGACGAGGUCUUUGUCGACGACGUCGACUACGCAGGAGGAAAUAAUUGUGUUGGUAUGGCUCGUGAAAUUGAAGCAAAAGUUCAUAUACGUAACGGCUCCACUUUGUCUUAUGAAGACGAAAUUAACUCACAUGCUCAAGGAUACGGACAGAAAGAAUCGUUUGCGCACAGGUUGAGGAAAAAGUCUUCAAGCAAAACUACUGACCGGCCUCGCAAUGGCAAAGACUACGGAGUUCCUCGAAAUCUGGGACACCGUAAUCUCACCACUGAUUCGAUAGGUUGCUACUCAAGUAUAAACUACGGACCGUACGACAACGCAAAACAGCCUCGAAGAAACAGCGUGAAACAUGAGUAUGUAAACGUAGAAUGCAUUGAUAACAUAUUCCAAGUCAAGCGAGAGGCUAAUCUUCCAAGUUCGUGCGAUAGUAUCUCUGCUCUCGGAACCCGUGACUCAUUUUCCCCGACGAAAGCCGACUUUGGGUUCCGAAAGGCGCCUUAUGAGAAUGUAGUUGCGGUGCACGGAGGACAGUUUAGACAGCAGAAGCCUCCAAAUCCCAACGAUUCUAUAUAUCACAGCAUUAGCUACACAGGUGCCAAACGGCGUACCGAAACCAACUCAAACCGAUCGGGUCGAAGCGAUGAGUUUGUGGUCGCGCAACCACAGCAAGGCAAAGUCCACUUGAACUAUAUAGACUUUUCGCCCGCUUCAGAUGCCGCAGCGCAAGUUGCUAGGCAGCAAGCAAUUAACCGGUCCCUAGAAAAGAAAAAUCCAGGGUGCUCGAAUCGAAGUCCCUCGGGAACCGUAAAACCGAACGGGACACGAGUGCAGCCAACAGUGCAGUACUGUGCGAUUGACGUUGAGUCGACAAAUAUUCUUCACAAGUGUUACGAUGAGCACAUAAAAGGGAGAAAAGAAAUCUAUGACAGGAACCACCAAAGGCCCCCCGUUGCCAACAGUACCUAUAAAUCAGUGGAGAACCGACAUCAUUCUAAUUCGUCCGCGGGAUCUGGGGGAAGUUUACCGCGUCCCGGUUACAGAUAAAGUCAUUUGAAAAUGGAGGAAGAAAAUCCUCAGAAAACAUUUUCAGUGUCAGAGACCAGGCAGCCGCGAAUUUAAGAUUCAGGAGAGUUUUAGGCAGAAAAGAAUUUUGCCCAAGACGUUUUUUGAAGUAAAACUUUUAUGAAAAAGACUAAAACAGAGUAAAGUGAAAUUUGUAGAAUGAAAAUAAAACUCAAUUCAGUUUAUUUUGUGUUAUUUCUCGUAGACAUUAACGUUUUAAAGUAAUACUUGGUUUCGAGAUCUUAAUUGUUGUCGUUUUUAUAUAGCGAAUUCCAAA